Messenger RNA from Andrographis paniculata, 2633 nucleotides. RefSeq names its product pentatricopeptide repeat-containing protein At4g14850. The record is from RefSeq and is a predicted model, not a curated record. NCBI's taxonomy places the organism in Eukaryota, Viridiplantae, Streptophyta, Magnoliopsida, Lamiales, Acanthaceae. Gene Ontology annotation, molecular function: zinc ion binding; protein binding; RNA binding. The coding region runs from base 152 to 2221 and encodes 689 amino acids. The transcript has a single exon. Gene Ontology annotation, biological process: RNA modification.
ACUUGUGCGUCGUUCUUCCAUGGCGUCUUCUCCGACGGGAAUCUCACCGGCGCUGAACUGACCUGGUGACUGAACCAUCAACAAUUCUACAAGAAAAGCGUAUUGUUUUCUUCGGACUUUGAGAUGAAAUGACCACAGAAAUAGGUAGCACAUGCCUUUCUUCAGCCCUAAAUCGCUGGCAUCGCUGGCGGAGUGCGCCGUGGCGACUCGCUCCUCCUUCAUCGGCCGCGCAGCCCAUGGCCGAGCCGUCAGAGCACUUGGCAUGGCCCUGGACGCUUUCCUUUCCAACCAUUUCAUCAGUAUGUACUCGAAACUCGACUGCCCUGACUCCGCCCGCACUCUCCUCUCCCUCACCCCGCCUCGCUUCCGUUCCGUCGUCACUUGGACGUCCUUGAUCUCAGGCAAUGUCCAGAACGGCCAUGUCUCCGCCGCCAUGGCUUGUUUCUCCUCCAUGCGUCGGGAAGGUAUUCAACCCAAUGAUUUUACCUUCCCUUGUUUGUUCAAAUCUGCAGCUUCGCUUCAAUCGCCGAUUCUCGGCCAACAGUUCCACGGCCUCGCCGUCAAGCUAGAUUUCAUGGACGAUGUAUUCGUCGCGUGCAGUGCGUACGAUAUGUACGCAAAGACGGGGUGUUCGAGCCAUGCCAGCAAGGUGUUCGACGGAAUGUCCCAUAGAAAUUUAGCUACAUGGAAUGCCUGUAUCUCCAAUGCUGUUCUCAAUGGGAAGCCUCGCGAAGGGAUCAUCAAGUUUGUGGAGCUUUUACGCGAAGGCGAAGCAGCUCCAAAUUCGAUCACUUUCUGCGCUUUCUUGAACGCAUGUUCCGACGGUGUGUUCUUGACGGAAGGGCAGCAGCUGCACGGAUAUUUGAUCAAGCAGGGGCACCAAGCGGACGUCUCCGUCUUGAACGGGCUGAUUGAUUUCUACGGCAAAUGCGCCGAGGUUAGUUCAUCGGAGAAAGUUUUUGAGAAGAUGAGCGAGUGCAAUGUGGUUUCGUGGUGUUCGAUGAUAGCAGCUUACGAGCAGAAUGAUGCGGGAGAGAAGGCGUGCUAUGUCUUUUUGAACGCGAGGCGAGCAGGGGUUGAGCCAACCGACUUUAUGGUAUCGAGCGCGCUCAGCGCCUGCGCAGGUUGGGCGUCUCUCGAAACAGGGAGAGUGAUUCACUGUCUAGGCGUGAAGGCGUGUGUUGACGAGAACAUAUUCGUCGGAAGCGCUCUCGUAGACAUGUACGGGAAGUGCGGGAGCAUCGAUGAUUGCGAGAGGGCUUUCAUCGAGAUGCCCCGGAGAAAUUUGAUCAGCUGGAACGCUAUAAUUGGCGGGUAUGCUCACCAAGGGCGCGCAGACAAGGCGUUGGAAAUGUUCGAGGAGAUGACGAAUUGUAGGAAUCCCGAGAGGCUCGUACCAAAUUACGUAACUUUCGUGUGCGUGCUAGCAGCUUGCAGUCGGGGCGGCACGGUGAACUCUGGAAUGGAUAUCUUCGAAUCCAUGAUGGGAAAGUACAAGAUCACUCCCGGUGCCGAGCAUUACGCAUGUGUGGUCGACAUGUUAGGUCGGGCAGGUCAAGUGGAACGAGCCUAUGAAUUCAUACGACGAAUGCCGCUGCAUCCGACCAUAUCGAUGUGGGGUGCUCUGUUGGGCGCCUGCAAAAUGCACGGCAAAGCCGAGCUGGGGAGGAUUGCUGCCGAAAAGCUGUUUGAACUCGAUCCACAAGAUUCCGGCAAUCAUGUCAUCCUGUCGAACAUGUUUGCCGCGACGGGGCAGUGGAACGAGGCGAGCCUGGUUCGGAAGGAGAUGAAGGAUGUGGGAAUCAAGAAGGGGGCAGGAUUCAGCUGGAUAUCGUUAAAGAAUUCGAUCCAUGUCUUCCAAGCAAAAGACACAUCCCAUAGUAGGAACUCUGAGAUUCAGGCAAUGUUGGAUAAGUUAAGGAAGGAGAUGGAGGGUGCUGGAUAUGUACCUGACACCAGAUUGGCUCUGUAUGAUUUAGAGGAUGAAGAGAAAGAGUCGGAGGUUUGGAGCCACAGCGAGAAGAUCGCGCUUGCGUUUGGUCUGAUCGCGCUUCCUCCUGGAGUUCCAAUUAGGAUCACGAAAAAUCUUCGAAUCUGUGUGGAUUGCCAUAGCGCAAUUAAGUUCAUAUCAGGGAUUGUCGGAAGGGAAAUCGUAGUUAGAGACAACAACCGGUUUCAUUGUUUCAAGGACAAUCGAUGCUCGUGUGGUGAUUAUUGGUGACAAUGUCGAUGCUUUUUGCAGUUGAAAUUCCUACAUUAGGAAUGGAUGUACUUUACCAAGUUUUGGUGCCGAAAGUGUUAAAAUAUCAUGUGCUUCUUCUAUCAUACUCAAAUGAACACUGUUUCAUUCCCAUGAUGUUGCAGAUAAAAAGAAUCUCGACAAAAUGUAGCAAUCAACACCGCAUAGCUCGAGUAGCACUGAGAGAAUCCAAAAUAUACAAGAGAAAUUCUUGAUCUACAUGUGAUAAAUAUGUAGUUAUGGGGUAUAUUGUGUGCCAAGCCGCAACAUAAUUUAAAGAAUCAGCCAAGAGUGAACCUGCUGGCAGGCACAUGGUAAAUGAGCAGUCACAUCGAAAGAGAAUCCUAAAAUCAUGGAAAUGUUUACAACCGAGUGCGCCGCACCAAUCAUUUCC